This is a messenger RNA of Musa acuminata subsp. malaccensis (wild Malaysian banana), 1496 nucleotides long. RefSeq names its product probable ADP-ribosylation factor GTPase-activating protein AGD6. Gene Ontology annotation, biological process: vesicle-mediated transport. Gene Ontology annotation, molecular function: GTPase activator activity. NCBI's taxonomy places the organism in Eukaryota, Viridiplantae, Streptophyta, Magnoliopsida, Zingiberales, Musaceae. The record is from RefSeq and is a predicted model, not a curated record.
AGAGCAUGCAACAAUACUUGACGUUGAAUCUGUUGCAGUCCACGAAAGCUUCCGAACGAAUAGGCAUCCAUGAACGAUGCAAGCCACAGAAUCGAGAAGGAAAGGAGGAAAGCUCGCUCCAUUUCCCCAAACCAACCCCUCCUUCCUCCUCCCAUUGCCAUCAUUCCCUCUCCCUCCCGAGCGCGAGAACAGACGUUUCUCGGAUCGACAUCCACUUCGUUGCAGCUGUAAUGUCGUCGUCGUCGUCCUCGGCCGCGCUGCGGCGGCUCCGCGCGUUGCAAUCGGAGCCGGGCAACGGCACGUGCGUCGACUGCCGGCAGAGGAACCCGCAGUGGGCCUCCGUCUCCUACGGCGUCUUCAUAUGCCUCGAGUGCUCCGGCAAGCACCGCGGCCUCGGCGUGCACCUCAGCUUCGUCCGCUCCGUCACCAUGGACUCCUGGACCGAGCCCCAGCUACGGAGGAUGGAGUGCGGCGGCAACGACCGCCUCAACGCCUUCCUUGCCCGACGUGGGGUCCACAGGGGGGUAAACGUCACCGCCAAGUACAGCUCCGGCGCGGCCGCCGUCUACCGCGACCGCAUCCAGGCCCUCGCCGAGGGCCGACCCUGGAAGGACCCGCCCGUCGUCAAGGAAUCCACCGAACCCAGCGCAAGGAAGCCGCCGAAGAGUCCAUCUGGGUGGGACAAGUGGGACGACGAGAAUGACGACCACCUCUGCCGAUCGUCAUCGUCGGCGGCUUCGAACAUGAGGAGGAAUCAGUCAGUGGGCGACCUUCAAAAAGGGACCGGAGUUGGGUGCGAGACGUCGUUGAGAUCUCGGUCCACGGAGGACCUCGUCACCAUGUCGCAGCACCCGGGGGACAAGGAUUGCUUCUUCGCGAUGAAGAUGGCGGAGAACAAAGCUCGGCCGGAGGGGAUUCCCCCCUCACAGGGCGGCAAGUACGUCGGGUUCGGUUCGAGCCCGACGCAGCCCCAACGAAGUGCUUCUUCUCAAGAUGACUUGAUCUCUGUUGUUUCUCAGGGAUUUGGGCGGCUUUCCAUGGUUGCUGCUUCUGCUGCACAGUCUGCAGCUAAUGUCGUGCAAGCAAGCACAAAGGAGCUGACCUCCAAGGUGAUGGAGGCGGAGGUCAAUGGAACGGUGAACACAGUUGCCACAAGAACCACUGAAAUUGGACACAGGACAUGGGGAAUCAUGAAGGGAGUAAUGGCGAUGGCGACGCAGAAGGUGGAGGAGUUCGCCAAGGAGGGAAUGGCAUGGAACGAGGACGACGUCGGUGGGCACCAAGAGGAGAUCGGGCAGGCGAGCAAGGGUGGUAACUCCGGGCAGGACCAUGCCCCCCCGGCGAAGCCCUCAUGGGGUGACUGGGAGGAGGAGGAGGAGGAAGAGCACGGCAAGCAAGCCGACGGUCAGGAGAGUUGGGCGGGAUGGGAUGACACCGACGACGAUGAAAAGGAGAGCGCAGCGGGCAAGAGAAGUAAUCAGAAAGCCAGCGGGUGA